Molecule: messenger RNA, 1461 nt
Organism: Lotus japonicus
Lineage: Eukaryota; Viridiplantae; Streptophyta; Magnoliopsida; Fabales; Fabaceae
Exons: 1
Coding region: 103-1290 (395 amino acids)
Source: RefSeq, a predicted model, not a curated record
CAACCCAAACCUCCUCUCUUCCUCUGCCACUAACCUCCUUCACUUCUUCUCUAAUCUCUCCUUCACAAUACACUGCGAAAACGUGAACUAACUAACCAAACCAUGGUCGACGUGGACCGGAGGAUGACCGGUCUAAACCCGGCUCACGUAGCCGGUCUAAGACGGUUAUCGGCGCGAGCAGCAUCCUCCUCCUCCACCACCUCGUCCUCCGUGCCACUACGCAACGGCGUCGUUUCAUUUUCAUCAGUAGUAGAAAAGGUAAUAACCCAGCUCCGAAGCUCCGGCAUCGAAGUCCAACCGGGUCUCUCCGAUACAGAGUUCGCACGCACAGAGGCAGAGUUCGGCUUCGUAUUCCCACCGGACCUCCGUGCAGUCCUCGCCGCCGGUGUCCCCGUCGGCCCUGGAUUCCCUGACUGGCGAUCCGGCGGCGCGCGGCUGCACCUACGCGCAUCUCUGGACCUUCCAAUCGCAGCGAUUUCGUUCCAGAUCGCGAGGAACACCGUGUGGUCUAAGUCAUGGGGCCUGAGGCCUGCCGAGCCGGAGAAGGCGCUGCGAGUGGCGAGGAACGCGCUGAAGCGAGCUCCGUUGCUGAUUCCCAUCUGCAACCAUUGCUACAUUCCCUCCAACCCCUGCCUCGCCGGGAACCCUGUUUUCUUCGUCGACGAGAACAGAAUCUUCUGCUGCGGCUUAGAUCUCUCUGAUUUCUUCCAACGCGAGUCACUCUUCCGGAGCUCCGAAUCCGACCCGCAUCUUCUCAAGCAGCGAUCAGUUAGCGAGAAAUCCGCUGGUUCUUCAACCGCUUUCUCCCGGAGGAGCCUCGACAACGGAGGCAGGACGCCACGGUGGGUUGAGUUCUGGACCGACGCGGCAUCCGAUCGCCGCCGGAGAAACUCUUUGUCAUCAGCGUCUUCAUCGCCGGAGAGAUUCUUCGAGAUGCCCCGAUCCGGAGUCCCGGGUUGGGUGGAGGACUACAUAGGGAAAAUCGGGUCGGUUCUGAAAGCGGGUGGGUGGAGCGAAACGGAUGUAACAGAAAUGGUGCAGGUUUCAGCUUCCGGAUUUGUCGAAGGGGAGAUGGUGGUGCUGGAUAAUCAAGCGCUGCUGGAUGCUCUGCUAUUGAAAGCGGAUAGGUAUUCGGAUUCGCUCCGGAAAGCUGGGUGGAGCUCCGAGGAGGUAACCGAAGCUUUAGGAUUCGAUUUUCGACCCGAGAAGGAACGGAAACCGGUGAAAAAGCUUUCCCCAGAGCUUGUGGAAAGAAUCGAGAAACUGGCUCAGUCUGUUUCCCAGUCAUGAUACUUGGAACCCGGUGAACACUUUUUUUUUUUUUUUCAAUUUUUAUGAUCUCAGAGUUUGGGGGAAGCAAAUUGUACUAUGAAACACAAUAGAUCAAAAAAGUUCAAACAUCACACAUGCUUAUGAUCAUGCUACUAUAUAAUUUCAUAAUAAAUGAUCAACUGUUAAAUA